Molecule: messenger RNA, 2111 nt
Organism: Drosophila rhopaloa
Lineage: Eukaryota; Metazoa; Arthropoda; Insecta; Diptera; Drosophilidae
Gene: Trhn
Product: tryptophan 5-hydroxylase 1
Exons: 7
Coding region: 65-1726 (553 amino acids)
Biological process (GO): serotonin biosynthetic process; aromatic amino acid metabolic process
Cellular component (GO): neuron projection
Molecular function (GO): tryptophan 5-monooxygenase activity; iron ion binding
Source: RefSeq, a predicted model, not a curated record
UUGCGCAUACGACGCGUGUGCCCGCGGAAAUAAAAAAGGAGUAGCUACCAAGUGCAGUGCAGUGAUGAGUGCUUCCGGAAAGAGUCUUCUGGGCCUGUGGCUCUACAGGAGCGGCGAGCAGGAGUGGGCCGUUAAGCAGGGUAGUCCAUUGCACCAGCUCAAGAAGGAUACCACUUCGGGGUCCUCGCACCCCAAUCUCGCCAGGCACUCCUCAGCUCCUCCAGAGCCUCCGAGGCUGGCCAUUGGAGGUGUCAGCCAGGAGGCCACCAGACAGCACUCCCCUGGCGAACGCAUCUCCAUCAUCUUCACCCUGCGCAACCAGGUGGGAAAUCUGGCCAGAGCCCUGCAAGUUUUCCAGGAGCUGGGCAUCAAUGUGCUGCAUUUGGAGCUCUCGCCGCUGGAGAUGGCCACCAACCAGGCCGAUGUCCUGGUGGAUGUGGAGUGUGAUCCUCGCCGACUCGACCAGGUGGUCAAAAUGCUCAACCGGGAGGUGGCCUGUGUGAACUACACGUCCGUCAACACACAGGGUUUGGCCAGGGCUCCUUCGCUAUCAGCCUGCUCCAGCUUUGAUUUUGGGGACAUGGUUUGGUUUCCGCGAAAGAUUUCCGACCUGGACAAGGCUCAGAAUGUCCUUAUGUACGGCUCGGAGUUGGAUGCCGACCAUCCAGGAUUCAAGGACCCUGUUUACCGCAAACGAAGGGAGCAAUUCUCGGCCAUAGCCAACAACUUUAAGCAUGGCAAUCCCAUUCCACGUGUGCAAUACACACCUGAGGAAGUGAAAACUUGGGGCACCGUUUUCUUGGAGCUGCACCGUCUUUACGUGUUGCAUGCCGUGCCGGAGUAUAUGGAUAACUGGCCGGAGUUGGAGAAGUACUGUGGCUACCGCGAGGACAAUGUGCCCCAGUUGCAGGAUGUGAGCGUUUACCUCAAGCGCAAGACAGGAUUUCAACUUCGACCCGUGGCCGGGUAUUUAUCUCCACGGGAUUUUCUAUCGGGACUCGCCUUUCGCGUCUUCCACUGCACCCAGUACAUCCGCCACUCCUCGGAUCCCUUCUACACUCCCGAACCGGACUGUUGCCACGAGCUACUGGGCCACAUGCCCCUGCUGGCCAACUCGAGUUUUGCCCAAUUUUCGCAGGAGAUUGGCUUGGCCUCUUUGGGAGCGAGUGACGCCGAUAUCGAGAAGUUGGCCACGCUCUAUUUCUUUACAGUGGAAUUUGGUUUGUGUAAGCAGGCGGACAGCACUUUUAAGGUUUAUGGAGCAGGAUUGCUAAGCUCUGUGGCUGAACUGCAGCAUGCGAUUACGUCGGAGAAAAAGAUUAAGAAGUUCGAUCCGGAGCUGACUUGCCAAGAAGAGUGCAUCAUCACCUCCUACCAGAAUGCCUACUACUACACCGACUCCUUCGAAGAGGCCAAGGAGCAGAUGAGGGCUUUUGCCGAGAGCAUCCAGCGACCAUUUGGAGUGCGCUAUAACCCAUAUACAAUGAGUGUUGAGGUGCUGUCGAAUGCCCAGAAAAUCACUGCAGUGGUCAGUGAACUCAGAGGGGAUCUCAGCAUCGUCUGUUCGGCCCUGCGAAAGAUCUCCGCCACGGAUGAGAACCUGGAUGUGGACAGCAUCGCCAAUAUGCUCCACAAUAGCCUCAAUGUGAGAGGUGGAGCUUCGGGAGGCGGCGGAAGUCCUUGCAGUCCGGAUAAUUCUGACAACUCAACGGCAGAGGGUGACUAGGAACGGAAAUGGAUAUUAGAUCAACAUAUUGGGAACAGAUUUUUGGGACCACUUUGGCAGUAUAAUUCACUUAGCAAAUAUACAUCUUUAAAUAGUCUUCUUAGUAAAAAUAAUAAUUGACGGUACUUUACGACCAUUAUCUAUUCGAUAAUGGACAACACUCGAUAAAAUAUUCCUAUUUUGAAGUAAAGUAAAAGAAACCUUAUUGCGCGGUUAUUUUAAAAGAUUAAAAAGUUAUAAUACAUUAGCAACCAAUUAUUUAUUUGAACACAUUCAGUUAACGUAAAUUUUCAUAGUAUUUCAUCAGCAAAAUCUGUUCAGCAAUCAAAAAAAAGUAAUUAUACUUCUUGAUAGUACAAUUUAUGAAACACCUAAUAAAUAUUCA